Molecule: messenger RNA, 2722 nt
Organism: Acanthopagrus latus (yellowfin seabream)
Lineage: Eukaryota; Metazoa; Chordata; Actinopteri; Spariformes; Sparidae
Gene: cerkl
Product: ceramide kinase-like
Exons: 14
Coding region: 207-1844 (545 amino acids)
Molecular function (GO): kinase activity
Source: RefSeq, a predicted model, not a curated record
CCGGUCGACCCGCCCGCGUGCACGAGCUGUCGGUCCGGCAGAGCUGCGGCUGCCUGUCUCCAUAGCGACGAGACCCCGGAAAUACGCCGUAAUGCGCCGGUGGUGAUAAGCUUACUGCGUGUUCAUCUGCCGUUUUGUUUAUCAAAGUAACAAACUAAUAACAGACUCUUUGUUUGUUUGUUUGUUCGCGGGUUGAGCUGGUAAACAUGUCGGAGCCCGAGGAGAAGCUGCAGGGAGAGCAGAGAGAUAGCACGAAGAAGAAGAAGAAAGAAAAACGAAGCGGGAAGAAGAAGAAAAAGGAGAAGAAGGAGCAAGAAGAAGAGCAACAGGUGGAGGAGGAGGACGAGAGUGAGUGUGUUGUGCUGCGUGGGAUCUUCAAACUGGGGAAAAAGAGUCAUGACGUCCUGCUCACCCGAACCAGACUGACCUGGACCCCCAUCACCCCAGAAACCCCCACAGGUGAGGCAUGUGUGGUGCAGCCAGGUGUGGUACUGCUACAGGACGUGUAUGCGGUGAAGGUGAAGCGGCGGCGAGCGAUAGGUCAGCAGUCCGGAGGGGCCGUGCUCGGUGUGGCUCUGUUCUGCUGCAAGAGGAGAGGGAAGAGGCUGGAGGAGGACACGCUUCACCUCCAUAAUGCCUCUUCAGAGCACACACACACCUGGUACAACACAUUAAAGGAGCUGCUCGCAGGGUUCAGCAGUCGUCCGAGGUAUCUGAAGGUGUUCAUCAACCCCAGCAGCCACAAGAAGGAGGCCGUUCACAUCUACAGAGAUCAUGUGGCUCCGCUCUUCAAGAUGGCUGAUGUCCGCACUGACAUCACUGUGACAGAGAGAAAGGGACAUGCUCUCUCAGUGAUGAAGGAAUGCAAGUUGGAUGAAUAUGAUGGGGUGGUGUGUGUUGGCGGGGACGGUUCGGUGGCAGAGCUCUGUCAUGCUGUGGUCCUCAGAGCUCAGCUGGAUGCUGAUUCUCCAGAGAAACCAGUGAAACCAGUGCUGCCACUUGGAAUCAUUCCAGCUGGGUCUACAGAUGUGGUUUCCUGUUCUGUUCAUGGAGUCAGAGAUCCGGUCACUGCAGCCUUGCACAUCGUCCUGGGUCACCUGCAGCAGGUGGACAUGUGCAGCUUCUCCUCUCUCGGUCAGUUGGUGCGUUUUGGUUUCUCCGCCAUGUUUGGCUUUGGUGGACGGAGCUUGGCACUGGCAGAGAAGAAGAGAUGGAUGCCAUCGUCACGGCGACGAGAGUACGCUCUGGUGAAGACACUGGCUAAGCUGAGGCCAGAGGACUGCCAACUGUCUUUUUUACCUGUAAAGAUGUCAAAAAAGAAUUUAUUUGAACAUCGAGACCAGACCCAAGACCAAGAGCCAGAAGGGGAAGAGUCCUGGACGACCAAUCAGGGCCUGUAUCUAAACAUCAGCAUCAUGUCCAUCCCCUGUCUGAGUCCACACACGCCUCAAGGCCUGGCUCCAAACACCAGGCUGGCCAAUGGCAGCGCUGCAUUGAUUGCAGUUGGAAACACUUCCAGGUCAGAGUUCAUCAAACACCUGAAGAGAUACAGCAACUCCAGUGGACAGUUCAGCUUCUCCUUCGUGGAGACGCAUGCCGUGUCAGCAGUGAGGAUCCGCCCCCGGGCGCUGACUGGCUGGUCGGAGGAGGAGAGUGAGGAAGACGGCGACUCUAAAACCUCUCCCAUCAUCCAAUCAGAGGGAGCCGCCUUCCCCUGGAACAUCGAUGGAGAGCUGGUGGAGAUCGCUAACGAAGUGCUCAUCAGGGUCCAUCCACGACUCAUCACUCUGUACGGAGAGGAGGUGGAUGAGGCGGAGAUGACCGUCUCCUGCAGCUGCAUAUGAGUCCAACUUAGGGAGCUGCUGUGUUUGGACCAAGACACGUUGCCAUAGUGACCUGUCCCGUCUAGAUCAUUACGGUUUCCAUAGAGAUGCGAUGAAAGCGAUGAAGAACUUUCAUUUAAAGCAGCAAAAACUGUGGCAGAGCUUUGCAUUUUUUAGGCCAUUUGAUACAGCUCUAAUAACCAGAAGGUACUUUGUAAGCUACAUCUAACGCCAAUGCCUGUGCUUUAAGAACUGAGCUAACUGAUGAAGAUGAACAUCUUAUAUUCAAAUAAUGUUUACAUUUUACUCUAUUUUAAUUACCAGCUUCUCUCAGAUGAACUGAACUUUUAUCUCAAAUGUGUUGCCUACUUUUUUUAUUCUAUUUUAUUCUGGUCCAGCCUCCCGUCUCUCUGUAUGUAAUUUGUGAAAAUAUAAACAUGUGAGCUAAAAAUAGUUGAAUGAACCCAACACUGUGAGGAAAGGGAGAGCAAACUUAGUGUGUCCUCAGUGUAUUGAUUAUUGUUUGAAUGGUGUUUGUGUGUUGGUGAGCAGCUUUCUGUACAGACAAGAAAGCUGCAAUACAAUUAGAACCAGACCGGAGGAGCCCAGUGUGUCCAAAGACUGUAAAAGUUUUAUAUUUUCAUAUAACGGUGAAGUUUUUAACCUGAGAUGGCUUUUUAUAUUUAGAAGCUCUUUCCAGCCUUUCUCUUCAAUGCAGAUUUUUAGAUUAGCUCCUGUGGUCUUUAUUAGAAAGAAACAAGUACAGGUUGUUGUUUAAAUAGAAAAUCAUUCAUUUUAAUGGAAAAUUGUUGAUAAAAGCAGUGAGACUCCAGUGCAGAACAACUUCACAUAAACAAAAACAACAAACUCAUUUAUUAAAACAUUAAAAAAAAAAAAAA